Molecule: messenger RNA, 4301 nt
Organism: Labrus mixtus (cuckoo wrasse)
Lineage: Eukaryota; Metazoa; Chordata; Actinopteri; Labriformes; Labridae
Gene: ccdc187
Product: coiled-coil domain containing 187
Exons: 11
Coding region: 754-3261 (835 amino acids)
Source: RefSeq, a predicted model, not a curated record
GAUUUAGGCGUAAACUCAUGUUUUGAACUGUCGGAUUAAAAUCAACCCUUUGACCUAAUCCCUCUUCAUUGACAGACUGGACGCAUAAGGGCAGGUGGGAGAUCCGUUUAGCGGAUAGUCUGUUAAGCUGUACAACAGGUGUAAGUGGUAAUGCAUGUCUGUCUUUGGUAUGGACUUACUCUCAGGGUAGACUUAUGUGGUCAUUUCUGGUGUAAACGGACACUUUUGAUGGCUUAGUGGCUGUCUGGGUGAUUUAUGUUUGGGUGACCUUUUGACUGUUUAGCCCAUGUAGACAGAAACAUACACUGAAUAAUUCCAAACAGGGCACUUUUCUUUGGUUUGGGGAUUUACGGUUGAGCUCGCCUAAAUUUCGCUACUUUUUUAAAUUUUCCUGUUUACAGAUCUGAACAAAUAGAAGAAAUCCUCAGUUUGACUUGUUAUAUCAACCGAGAAGCUGUUCUCGAAAUGUUGAAAAUCAACAUUUCAGAGUAGGCUCGAGUUGUUUUAUUAUAAAGAGGAAGGGGACCUUGUGCAUUUUGAAAAUAUGCAUAUGAAAACAGAUAGCGAUCAAUGUUUGUGUCUCUGAAGAAAAAAAAAACCACAUGUACUUUGUCUACAGCACAAACUCUUCAAGGUAGCAGACAUAACUUUUAAGUCUGGGAUAAGUUGAAGGCUUGAUGUUUAGUCUGUUCUCAGUUAGCUAUCACAGAUAUACUUUACCUUGUACCAUAAACUGGAUAAAUCACUCUUACAAUGGAUCUGGAGGCCUCACAUUCAUUCUCAUCUUCCAUGGCCUCAUCCAGCCAAACUUCAGACAUGUGCCAGUGUUUUGCUGUGCUGGAGGAUGGAGUGUUGGCACACAACCUGCAGGAACAGGAAAUUGAAAAAUACUACACCACCAACAUCCAGAAGAACAAACUAGUCCAGAACGACAUCCGUGUGGCUAAAAGGCUGCAGGAUGAGGAGGAAGAGCAGCGGAUGCAUCAAAGUGCAACUCUCCGACAGGCCUCCAGACAACUUGAGGCACAAGACUUCGAGUAUGCUCGUUUAAUUCAGGAUGAGAUCCAGCGCUGUGCUCAGGAGACUCACAGGAGAGAGCUCUACGAUGAGGAAAUAGCUAAACGUCUGCAGGAGGAGGAGAAGCAGAGAGUCAGGAGUAGCAGCAGAGGGCAGGAGUGCCAUAGUGAAGGCAGCUCCUCCGAUCCUGCUCUGCCUUCCCCUCACCAGCACACACUCGGCUUCUCUCACCAAGGAGACGAGCAGUACUCAUCUACCACCAGCAGGUGGCAAUGUUCUACCUCUCACGACAAUGUAGACUUUACUGAGCCUCUGGCUGACUCCCCCAGGGGGUUAGCAGCUCAGAAAAACACAACUCCAUGGUCAAAUCAAGGACACACAGAUUCCUUUAGGGAAAUAAGGAAUACAUUGAGAGAGCCUUUGAGUGAGGAGUCAGAGGACUCAGACUCAGUUUUCUCUGAGCAGCUCUCUCUCUUGUCCCAGAGUCUGAGGGAAAGACUCAACACAGCACCUCCACGACAGCGGGCAUCUUUAUAUCAGCCACAAGAGAGAAACUACAGAAGCUUCACAGAUGAGCUCAGAGGCUUGGAGGAGGAGAAAGGAGAGUCCAAUGAUGACUAUAGUAAAAAUAGUGACCUAGAGAGGAGGGGGUCUAGGAUUUGGGACGAGGAAAGAAACCAUAGAGCGGAGUAUAAGAGUCGCCAUAGCGGAGAUCAGGAUAGAGAUACGGGGUUAGUUGAGGUAAGAGAAAGGCGAUGUAGCCGCAGUGAAUCCGUCAGGCUACAUGACAGGAGCAGACACAGCAACAGAGACUUGGCAAGAACAUGGAGCGUUAGGGAGAACCCUGACAAACAUGUCCGCUUUCGGGAUGACAGCAGGAGCUCGAACAGGCUGCAGAGUGAGAGCAGCAGCGUCUGGGAGAUGCUGGGCCAGGUCCUCUUGGAGAGGGGUGUGCCUGUGAAGUUUGGCGGCAACGGGGCGCCACUUCAAAUAAUACCUCAAAGACGAAACAGUCAGGUUCUUCACGGGAGCGAGGCCUCCUACAGUGACACCCAACCACAUCAGAGAGCCUUCCAGAGAGCUGCCACCACCAGGCACAGUUUCCAUGGAGAUAUCAGGGAGAGGAGGAGAUCGUCAUACCGAGAGAACAGUGGGAGAGAUCAGAGAGAAGAGAGAGACAGGCACCAUUAUAAAGUGGACCAUGACGGGGAGGCUUCUGAGAUUAGUAGUAGAGGUUCCUAUUUUGAUAACAGAGAAAGGCGAGGCAGUAGAAGGAUUAAAGAGCACAGAUAUGAUGAUGAGAGGGAGAGGACUGCAUAUGGCUGUGAGGUCAAAAGGGCAACAAGCCAACGCAGGCAUUGGCACAGUACCAUAGAAGAAAGGUUAAGCUCUGAGGAGGAGCAGGAGAUGGAGAGGAGAGUAGAGUGGCACCACCGCAGAGCCCCAAGGCGUAGCCAGAGUCUCAGGAGCAGCAGCGUGGCCUCUACCAGGGAGAGGUCAAGAAACAUGGCAGCAGGAGCGUCACAGCAACCCGAUCCAGACGAGGCAAGCCUGGACCUGGGGGAGCUGCAGCAGGUCCUGAGGGAUGAAGAAUUGGCAAGAAAACUGCAGGAGGAGGAAAAAAAGCUGUCGAGGAGGUUCUCCCAUCCUUCUCCACGAAGUUCUCAGCCAGCGGGAGACUUCAGAGUGGCACAAGUAGCUCAGGAUGAGGAAAUUGCACGUUUUAUGCAGAAGCAGGAAAUCAAGUCGAAGCGUAGAUCUCGUGAGCUAGAAGGACCUGAAUCAUGGCGCGAGCACAGAGCCAUGAUGAGUCAUCACAACAGAAGAGCUGCGAAAGACAGACAGGUCCAACGAGAGAGGCUUGACUCAGAGGGACUUCCCUCCCCCACAGAGGACUGUUCCCCAGAGACCCUGCCACCCAGCCCCAUCUCCACUCUACCACCGACCCAGCAGGUCAGAAACAUCGCAGAGGAGCUGGACCCGACCUUCCAGGCCAGGAGGCACGACACAGGUUCUGUAAACAGGACGAGUCUCGCUCAGAGUGAAACUCGGCAAACAAUGGCUGGACACGCAGACCCUUUUCCUUUCGAUGCAGGUCCAACCUGUCAGCCACUUCCUGUGUCGCAGCCCGGCCUGCGUGACUUCCUCGAGGAGCCACAUUUCAUCCCUCCAACAAAACGGCAAACGGACAAAUCAGGACGCACUAAACCCAAAGAGAAGAGGGAAAACUGCAAGCAGCAAUAAUAGUUGUGCUUUUGGAAUUCAUAUAUGUAUUACGUUUAUAACACUACAUAUCUUUUCAGCUACAUGGUUCUCAUAUCUGUAAGUCUAAAAAAAGAAUCAAGUUUUCUCUCACUAUCCAUCCCUUCCAGCACUUUAGACCAGAAAGAUGUUUAUUAAGUGAAUAAUGACAAUUUGGAUGCAUGCCUUUUAUAUUUUUCAAAGGGACAUUUAUAGUUUGUCUAAACAUUGUUUGCAUUCUGUAGUGUUUAAUUUAAACAGUAUACUUUUUUUUAUAGAUAAAUAUUUGUUACUUUUUUUGUUGUUACUAUCUUGUUAAGCAGUUUGUUGUGAACAUCUAAAACAUCAAAUAACAUGAAGAAGAGGUCACUACGAUAACCUCUGACCAUGGAUGACAGCAGUUUUCAAGAAGCUACAUUUAGACAUCCACUUCUUCGGUUUCUGCCAACUCUGUGUAUCAGCAGUUUGACGGGACAAAGCUUGAUGACAAUCUAAUGAAAGUCUCACUUGAUGAAAAAUCUAAGUAAGAGAAGUCUACAAUCUAAAGUUCAAAGGUCACCUCACUUUACGAGUGAUUCAACUGCAUUUCACUGUGGUUCACAUCAGACGCUUAGAACCGUCCUUUGGGUGAGACGGUGUUGAUGUCUUCCUCAUAUACAACUGCGUGGUAACCCCCCACCCGACCCCAUGGAAUUUCCACACUUAGCAUGAUUACGUAUGAGUGAAUGAGGACUGAGAUGCGGUUGAAAGCUGCAGAAAGAUUGUUCGUGAUCCUUUUAUAUUACAUUACUUGGUUGAUAUGCAACUCCAUUUCUUGUAUGUUUUAUCCACACUGGUUUCUGUAAGUCAGAGACAUUUAUGAGUUAUAUAAUACAAUGCUCCAACAACUGAUUUGAUGUUCAAACAGAAAACAACUCGUGUGUUUUGCUUUUGUUGUUGUUGAUGUUCGUAUUACUCCCACAUUUAAAACACUCUUUUUCUUUUUCUUUUUUUUAUUGUCAGAAAGUGCAACAGAUAAUAAUAAAAAAAAUCCUCCAUUUUUA